GGCUGUGGGUGUUUAUUUAUCCCCAGCUGGCUCCUGAGUGACUGGCAUACCGCUGCAGCUUUUUCUGUCCCCUGCGGGUUAUUCCUGUGUCCUCGGACGAUGAGGAGUUAACUCCAGAGCGGCUCAGCCGAGCAGCGCAGCCGGGCUCAGUGUUUGUGCAGCGAUUAACCCCGAGCCCAGCGGGGAGCACAGCGGAGCUCGGGCUGUCGGAUAAAGAGCCGAACCAGGCAGGGAGCACAGGGAAGGUUUCGGGGAUGGAAAACAGAGGAGGGGAGUGAGCAGCCCGGGGUUGUUCCGUUUGCAUGCCUUGCUGUCCCUCUUUGGGGACACCCUGGGUGUUGCAGCAGACACCCUGGCGGCUCCAGCCCGUCUUUGCUGUACGCUGGGAAGAUGAAGGGUUCCCGUGGGAGAUCCCUGAGUGCAUGGCCAGUGAGGGAUUUCAGUGUCCGCAGGCACUGGGAUGUGCCAGGCACAAGCGGAGUGCAGGCAGGAGGCAGUUCCGUGGAGAGGGCUGGCUGGAGUGGAUGUGCCGAGAUGAUUUUCUCACCACUGUCUCUUCUCUGGGUGCCAAUUUCGAGUCCUUCCAGGCAGCAAGAUGACACUGUGGAACGGCUCCUACCCCUUCUACCCUGGAGCCAAUGCCUGCUUCCCCUUUGACACUACCCAGGCUGUCAUUGUCACCGUGUUCCUCUGCAUCCUGGUCACCUUCAUCAUCAUCCUGCCAGGGAUCCCGGGCAGGGGGCGGCUCUUCUGGUUCCUGCGGUGGGUGCUGGGACUCUUCAUGGGAGCAGUGAUCCUCACUGUACAAUUCACCAGAGACUGGGAGACUGGCUGGGUGCAGGCAAACACCUCCUACAAGUCCUUCAGCCCUGUCCAGGUGAACGUGGACGUUGGGCUGCACAUCGGCCUGGCAGGGGUGAACGUCACGCUCAGGGGAAACCCGGUGACCCAGAUCAACGAGACCAUCAACUACAACGAGCACUUUCCCUGGAGCUUUGGGGCGGAUUAUGAGCACAGCUACAGCCAGGGGCUGCAGAAGGGGCUGCCCAGCCCCAUCCUGUACGUGGCAGAGAAGUUCAGCAGGCAGAGCCCGUGCGCCGUGCACAGGCAGUACCGCAUCGCCGGCCACUACCUGUCGCUGGCCCUGGGGCUGGCCUUUUGCACAUGGCUCCUUUCCAUCCUGCUCUUCUCCAUGUCCAUCCUGCUCUAUGGUGGCCACAUGCUGCUGCUCACUGCCACUCUGAUCCUCUUCUCACUGCUCUUCUUCUGCACCGUGAGGAACACCCUGGAGUGCCCCAUCCAGUUCGGCCCAGCUUCCCUGGAAACAGCCUAUGGUGAAUCCUUCUGGCUGACAUUAGUGACAGGGCUGCUGUGCCUGCUCCUGGGGCUGGCCAUCAUCAUCCUCAACUGCCUGCAGCCAGAGAGGCUGAAGCUCAUCUUUAGCCUGGACAACAGCAGCAAAGAGGAGGUGUGGGACAAGUCCUGGCUGCCAGCUGAGCCCAGCUGCUCUGCACAGGGGGGGCUCAUGGUGCCCCUGGGCGAGCUCUGCCCUGGGACAGGCACCCAGCCCUGAGGCACUGGAGAUGCUGCUCCUGGAUUCACCAAAUCCAUCAGGAGCCCAGGUGGGAAGAGAUAGGAGAAGAACCAAGUGAUGAGAAUACCCAGAUCUGAAAGAGUGUCUCAAAUACAACAGUUUAUUUUUUUUUUUUUUUUCUGCCCUUCCUCUCCGUCCAUCCCAACGAGCCCUGAGAACCCCCAAAGACACAGAGAUUAAAUCAGAGCAAGCUGGGGAGAAAGCAAGUAACUGCAGACUCACAGACAUGAACCAAAGGAGUAGAGCCCACAGCAGCCCCCUCACACUGAAGACCCUCAGGAAGCCCCCCUGCCCUUGGAUGCUCUUCCCAUCAGCAUCAGGAAUGCAGAUGGAGCUGUGCUCCCCAGGGUGCCCUGCACCCCACACUCCUCUUAGUUUGAGGUGAAGAGCAGGAUGGCAAAGAGGAAUGUGAUUUAGUAGGAUGCUGGAGGUACCAGACCAGGAGGGAGGGGAGAGGAGGAGAGGUGGGAAAGGAGGUGCAGCAGUGCCUUGGGGACCAGCUAUAACCAGAGAGAGGUGAGCAGCACCUGCAGUCUGGCUUCCCUCCUGCUCAGCUGUGGCAGUGCUCAUGUCAGGGGCAAGAGACUCUGACAUUGUGCAUGCCCAAGGCAGCACCACUCCUGGCUGCUGGCAGCCAGCCUGACCGUGCCCACACAGACAGGGGGUGCCCACCUCAGCUUUGCACCCCUUUACCUCUCCGAGGAUUUCACAACCAUUUCUCUCUGCCUUGUGCUCACUUAUUUUCCCCUCUAUCUCAAUAAAAUAAGUUUGACUU
Messenger RNA from Ficedula albicollis (Collared flycatcher), 2369 nucleotides. RefSeq names its product dual oxidase maturation factor 1. The record is from RefSeq and is a predicted model, not a curated record. Lineage: Eukaryota; Metazoa; Chordata; Aves; Passeriformes; Muscicapidae. Bases 596 to 1573 code for a protein of 325 amino acids. Gene Ontology annotation, biological process: protein transport. The transcript has 7 exons. Gene Ontology annotation, cellular component: endoplasmic reticulum membrane.